GUGGCCGGACGGAAGAGGUGGGCGUGACCAGACGCGAGAAGGGGGCGUGGCCAGACGAGGGGGCGCGGCCGCCGCACCCGGAAGCGGCGCCGAACGGGUCCCGAUCCGAUCCCGAAGGACAACGCGGAGGAGAGCAGAAGGUGAAGAUGUUCUCCUGCCGUCUCCGAGCUUUUUAGGGAAUCCACGGAAGCAGAAAAAGUGGGAUGAAGAGCUCGGGCAGGGAAUCACCUUCCUGCCAAGAGCCGGGAUUCCGCCUUCCCUACGGUCGCUGUAGGAUAUCUCCGUUGUAUCCGACGUUGUUUUUCCCACCCGGAUCGGGACUACGAAGUCUUUCUCGCUUGGAAUUAAAGGCAGAAGCGUAAAAAUAGGUUCCUCGGAGGUCUCCGGGUUGGAAAGACGGGAAUUUGCCAACUGCCUUCUCCUGGUGGGGAAGUUGAGGACACGGAGCAUGACGGAAUCCCGGAUCAAACGCCUUGCGACCACCUUGAUGGACGCCACGACGGAUAAGGACCCUCUGGUCCAGGAGCAGAUCUACAACGCUCUGUGCCACCUCGGGGAAUCGGAGCCGGAGGAGAUCCUCAACGCCUGCGAUGAGUACCUCCGGCAGCACGACAAGUUGGCGUUCCCUCAUCGCGUCAUCAUCCUGAAGGCCAUGGAGACCAUCGUUCGCAACAACAUCUCCCACCUGGACAAAAGUAUGGCCAAAGUGGUCAUCUUUUUGGCUUCUCAGGAGAUGACCAAAUCCAAGGAGGUGAUCCGGGAUUGGCAACAAGCGGCCAGCAACGUCCUGGUGGCCGUUGGCCAACGUUUCAUCAACAAAGUGAUGGAAGAAGUCCUCACCAAAUUCCAACCGGGAAUUCUACCCCAUUAUUUCGUCCUGGAGACCUUCGCCAACCUCUCCGUGGCCAACGUGUUUGGAAUGGUUCCUUUCCUCAACUCCAUCCUGGGAACGAUGCUGCCCAUGCUGGGAAUGGCCAAACAGGACCACCUGAAGGUUGUCUUCUGCUACGCUCUUCAACACUUCAGCGAGAGCAUCCAGGAGUAUUUGGCCAACUUGGACAAAGCUCCAGACCCGACGGUCAGGAAGGACACCUUCUCCAAUGACAUCUUCAGCGCUUACGAAGUGCUCUUCAACUCUUGGUUACAACACCGAGAAACCAAGUUGAGGUUGGCCGUGGUGGAGGCUUUGGGUCCCAUGACCCACCUGAUGCCGGCGGAGAAGCUGGAGGAGCAACUUCCCAAACUCAUUCCGGGCAUCCUCGGGCUCUACAAGAAACACACGGAGACCUUCUACAUCUCCAAGAGCCUCUGUCAGAUCCUGGAAGCGUCCGUCAACAUCGGAAGUCGCAGCCUGGACGUCCACUUGGAUUCUCUGAUGGCCACUUUGCACCCCCAGAUCUGUGUUCCCACCGAUCCGUCGGUUCCUCUGUCCGUCAAAAACCACACGGAAGUUCUCCGCUGCUUCACCGUUCUCGCCUCUUCCUUCCCCGACCGCGUCUUGGCCUUCCUCCUCCCGAAGUUGGAGAGCAGCAACGAGAGGACACGAGUGGGGACCCUCCUCAUCGUGAGACAAAUCAUCAACAGUGCCCCUUCUCAGAUGGAGAUAAAGAAGCCCUUCAUCCUUUCCGCUAUGAAGUUACCUCUUCAGGACAACAACAAUAAGGUGAAGCGGGCGGUGGUGCAGGUGAUCAGCGCCAUGGCUCAUCACGGUUACCUGGAGCAACCUGGAGGUGAAGCCCUCCUGGAGUUCCUCAUCCGUCAGUGCGCUCUCUCCUCGGAUACGCCCAAGAAGCCACCACCGGAUGCCGAUGAUCUCAGCAGCGAUGGUGUCCGGAGGAUCAGCGUCAAUACGCUCUUUCUUCUUAGCACGACGGUCGAGAGGAUGAACCACAUCCUUUGGCCGUUUCUCCUGGAAUUUCUCCUUCCGAUGCCCUUCACCAACGCUUUGACCCCACUCUGUAAGAGCCUCAUCUGUUUGGCCACGAAGAAACGAGAAGAGGACCAAAACGCGUCCCUCAUCCGUUACGACCUCAACGGAAAUCUUCCUUCUCCGUACGCGAUAACCACGAGAUUGCUGGUGGUGUCCUCCGAUCCGUACCUCGGAGACUGCCGAGGAACCUCUGCCCUCCGCCUUCUCAACGUCGUGUCCUGCAGUGUCCACCCAACGCUGGAGAAGCUUUGGAACGAGAAGAUUCCUCUCCUGGUGGAGCACCUGGAAGAAAACACGGAGAAUUCCCUGAUCCAGAAGGAAUGGGAGGAGAAGCUGCUCCUGUUCCUCCAGGAGACACUGAAGACCGUUUGGGACAACGCUUGGAUUUGUCCUUUGGUCCUGGAGAUGUGCAGGCAGCUCAACAGCUACAACGGGGCCCCAACGGAGAAGAAUUUCCUCUAUAAAUGCAUCGGAACAACUCUUGGGGCGUGUGGCACCAAAGACCUCGUCCAGAAACAGCUCCAGGAGCUUCUGGAGACCGCCAGGUACCACGAGGAGGCCGAGAGAGAGGGUCUCGCUUCCUGCUUUGGGCUCUGUGCCAUCCAUCACCUGGAGGACACCUUGGCCAAACUGGAGGAUUUCGUGAGGUCGGAUGUCUUCAAGAAGUCCGUGGGGCUCUUCAGUAUCUUCAAGGACCGUAACGAGAACGAAGUGGAGAAGGUGAAGAGCACUUUGAUCCUCUGCUACGGUUACGUCGCUGCCAACGCCCCCAAAGAGUUGGUGCUGUCCCGCAUCGAGGAGGACAUCCUGAAGAACAUCUUCCAGUACUUUAACACUAAGGUUCUGGGGAUAAAGGUAGAACCGAAGGACCUGACCCUGAAGCUGUGCCUCAUCCGGAGCAUCUGCAUGAUCAGCCAAGCCAUCUGCAACGGGAUGAAGUGCGGGGACUUUGUCUUCUCCCGCAAAGCCGAGCUCGUGGCCCAGAUGGUGGAGUUCAUCAAAGCAGAACCGCUGGAGGUGAUGCGGACGCCGAUUCGCCAACGGGCGAUGAUCACCUGCACUUACCUGGUCAUCCUGGAGCCCCAUCUCAGCGACCCCGACCGCACCGAGUUGAUGGACACCUGUCUCGCCAGCGUUCUCGCUCUCCCACCACCGGAAGCGGCCAAGGAACGGGAGGAGAACGGAGGCGAAGCCUUAUAUAAGGAGGUGCUGUAUGGUGACACCAUCAAUGCCCUCAAAGACCUCCUGAAGAGUCUCCUGCAGAGGAACCUGACCCCUCACGGCCUGCAGGACAUGUUUGCGCACUUGGGGCCGUGGAUCAAAUCGAGCAAAGCCCACGAGCGCGAGCGAGCGGUGGAGGUCAGCGCUUCCUUGCUGGACUUCUACCUGACCAAACUCAACGUCAGCACCGUCAUCCCCUUCUACAACCUCGGUGUCCUCAUGGCGCUCUUCUCGCCGCGCUGCUCGGACGCGUUGGCCGCCGUCCGCCAACGCGCCGUGGACUGCGUCUACACUUUGCUCUCCAUCCAACUCUGCUACGAAGGUUUUGCCCGGGAUCACAAGGAUGAGAUGGUGGAAGGACUGAAAGCUCUGAAGAAAGGGCUGGAAGAGCCGGACUUCACUGUUCUCUUCCAUACCUGCAACAACAUCGCCAUGGUGAUCGGGAAGCGCGUCCCUCCGGACCAACUGAUGAGCCUCCUCCUCGCCAUGUUCGAGGGGUUGGCGGAUCCUGAUAAGAACUGUUCUCGAGCGGCCACCGUCAUGAUCAACUCCCUCCUCAAGGAGCGUGGAGGUGUCUUGCAGGAGAAGGUUCCUGACAUCAUGAGCAUCAUCCACAGCAAGUUGGAGGAGGUGGACGAGGAACACCUCCGUAAGGCGGCCCAGCAGACCGUUUACAUCUUGGCUUCCCAACACAAGAGCGUGGUGGUCUCCAGCCUGUUGAGCAGCUCGCUACCCUUUGACAGCCACACGUGCGCCAUGUGGAGGUCCCUGGCCACCGACCCCGCGCUCGCCUCGCAGAUCCUGGAGCAACUUCUGGAGAAGAUAAACCGGGAUGUGCCGUACAAAGAGAGCAAAUGUUUCCUGCUGGGCAGCGGAUCGGAACGCAUCGCCACCCCUCUGCCUCUGGCUGCCACAUGUGCUUUGUAUGAGAUCAUGUCUGCUCCGGAGUCUGGAACGGCGGUGGUGGGACUUUAUCCGCCGUUGUUUGUGACUCUCCUGCUGCGCAUCAGCAGCACCGUGGGUGUUCAGCUCCCCAAGAACCUCCAGAGCAAAGAAAGGAGGAGCAACAACCACAACGCGACCUCCCGGAGUCUCCAUCCUUGCAGUUGGGCCGUGGAAACGCUGAAGGUGAUGCUGAUCCGGGGAGGCAGCGAGGAGGUGGCCAAGGUUGUCGGAAGCACCGGUGGUUGGGAGCUGAUGGCAAGUCCGGAGAGGCACCACGAUGGCAUUGCUUUGCUCGCUGGGGCGAUGGCGCGCCACGCUGGACCUCGGCUCCCUCUGAUUGUGAAGAACCUCAUCCCAACACUGAGCAGCGUCUUUGACAGCCAGAGGAUCACCACCACCGCCUUCUUCGCUGAGCUCCUCAACAACAACGUGGUGAAUGACCUGAUCCUGCUGGAAACCAUGAUGGACAACAUGACGGGGAGGCAGAAGGACACGUGCUUGUUGGUGCGGAUGCUGGCUCUCCGCGGACUGGGCAACAUUGCCUCGGGAUCGCCGGAUAAGGUGAGGAAACACGGCGCCAAGCUCCUGGCGUCCAUGGUCAACGGCAUGGAUGACAAAGACGACCCUCACAACCUGAUUGCGCUGGAGGCCAUGUCCGGUCUCUCCAAGCUCCUGGAUCACCUGGAGGAAAGAGACAUCCAGUCCAUGCUCCUUCACAUCGCCAUCAGGAUCCGGCCCUUCUUCGACAGCGAGCAACCUGAGCUUCGCCAGUCGUCCAUCGUUCUCUUCGGCAACUUGACCAAAUUCAGCGAAGGCGAAGCCUUCUUCGAGCAGAUCUUCAACGGGUUGGUGACGCUGCUGCUGCACCUCCAGGAUCCCAAACCGGAGGUGGUCAAGGCCUGCAAGUUCGCUCUGCGCAUGUGUGGUCCCAACAUGGGCUGCGAAGGGCUUUGUGACAUGUUCCUCAACCACCUGCGGGAAGAACGGAGUCUUCACUACGGAGAGUUCAUGAACAACGUCUGCAAACACCUGAUGCAGACGUACCCCGAGAUGCUGAACCGCCUCAUCUCAACCAACCUCUUCUACUUCAAGAGCAGUUGGGUGGACAUCCGAGCGGCUGCGCCCAUGUUCAUCGGCUUCCUCGUGCUUCACGUGGAUGAAGAUCACUGCCAGCAAGUGGACUUGGACCAACUCCUAUCGGCUCUGAACCUUCUCCUGAAGGACCCCAUCCCUGCCGUCCGUGUGAAGGUGGCCGAGACCCUGGGCCGCCUCGUCCGGAUCCUGUGAUUCCCGGCGCGUCCCAACUCCAUCGCAGCAAUACUUGGGUGAGCUCUGAUGGCCACCACCUCCGUAGCCGGGGGAGAUCCCUCAGCCACGACCACGUCUUCCUCCCUCCAUCACCUUCUGCAGCAGCUCCAACGUCUUCCUCUACGGAAGCCCAGCGCCUUCACCGACCCCUCCAGGACCAUUCCAGCCUGGCCGUGGCACCGCGGUGGCUGAAGGACACGAGUCCUGGAUGAUUUUUGGGAUGAGGGUGGUGGACACCAGUGGCAGCGUGGAGAAGGAAGGGUUGGAAGGAAGGGUUGGCUCCAAGGUUGGCUUGGAGCCGCACGUUGGCAGCAUCUCUUGGCUUCCACUCAGCCCCGAGCAGGAUGAGUCCUCCUGGCUGUCUCCAGCCCCUCAUCCCACCCUGCUGCUCCCCUCGCUGCUCACCGUGGGGUUCCUCUCCCACGUGACGAAUGUGACCGUCUCCACCACCACCACCACAUGUACAGAAAAGGUCUUUUUAAAUAAAGCUCUUUGCUCCU
Messenger RNA from Cuculus canorus (common cuckoo), 5904 nucleotides. It is a transcript of the gene MROH1, whose product is annotated as maestro heat like repeat family member 1. Gene Ontology annotation, cellular component: cytoplasm. Lineage: Eukaryota; Metazoa; Chordata; Aves; Cuculiformes; Cuculidae. Bases 449 to 5383 code for a protein of 1644 amino acids. The record is from RefSeq and is a predicted model, not a curated record. The transcript has 43 exons.